AUGAAACCGAAAGACAACGAUAGGAAGAAGAAAAAGAGAGAUCAUGAGAUUGAUGAUGAUUCUGAUUCUGUUUCUGGUGGUGAUCCGCAAGCGGUUGUGCGAGACUUGCUGAAGGAGGUUCCGAAUAUCGGGUGCGAUUUGAAGCAGCUUCUGCAAUUGAUCGAUGGCGGCAAAGCGGUGGACAUAACCGGAAUAUCUCAGAAAUCUUUGAUCAAGCCUCUCAGAGCUCUGUUUCUUUGCUUGAAUCUUAAGGAACUAGAUCACGGAUCUUUUGUGUUGCCUCCACAUGUUCCUCCAACUUUGGAGGUUAUUGGGUCCAUGAUCACGCCUUGUUUAGAUGAUGAAGAUGAUGAUCAUGGUCCUCCUCCUCCUCCUGAGAGAAGGCCAAUUGGGCCGGAGAUGCCGACGCCGGAGCUACUUGCUGCUGUAGCCAAAUUGAGAGAGGCAGAGGCCGAGUUGAGGGAAGCUGAGUUGGAAGAAAAAGGUAAUCGGGUUUUUAUAGGACCUGCACCACGUGUUGUGGCUGCUGAAGGUGAAUCAGCUAGCCAGAGUGAUCGUUUCGAAGAGGUGACAAGGAUCAUGGAAGCAGAGGAUGAUAACCUGUAUGACAUAUUGGGAGCAAACCACAAUGUGUCUGCUGAUAACAUCAAGAAAAGGUACUGGAAGUUGUCGCUUUUGGUGCAUCCUGAUAAAUGCUCACACCCUCAAGCUAGCCAAGCAUUUGUGAAGCUGAACAAGGCGUUUAAGGAGUUACAGGAUCCGGAGAAGCGGAGAGCGCUGGAUGAGAAGAUUGAGCUCAAAGAGAAGCAGGAGAGAUUCAAAAAGAGAAACAUGGCAGGUGAUGUGAGUGUUGUUAAAUCGGCACGAAGAAGAGAUGAGUGGAUGACAGAGCUCCCACCGGAGAGGAAACAUGGUAUGAGUACAAUGCAAUCGACAAUGUUUAGCAGCAAUGCUAAAGAAGGGCGUGGAGAUACUGGUUGUUGGACUGAUGCUCCAUCUGAAAGAGCUCGGAAGGCUAAGAUGGAUUACUUAAAAGCCUAUAAUGAGUUUUCAUCGCUUGCUUCGAAUGAGGAGGAGAGGAAGAGGAGUUUAGAUGCAGAGUUGAUGGACAGAUGUAAUAAAGAGAAACGAUCGAAGUCAUUGUUACAAAAGCACAAAGAGGAGAUUAGAGCGAGCCGUUUGAAGAGGAAGCACUCCAAGCAACAGGUAGAGGAGGAAGACUGGGUGGGGAAACAUCCGUGGAAGCCUUGGGACCGUGAGAAGGAUUUGGCAGGUGGUAGACAAAGUGUGAAACUGGAUUCAGAAGACAUGACUCGAGGCACUCAUUUGAAAGUGGUGGACCACAAAGUUUGGGAUUCCCCUCGAAGGCAGAGGCAUUGAAGCUUUGGAGCUGAGUACUUGUUGGAAUUCCUCCUUCAAGAUUAUUGUAUGAGACAUUAAAAGAUGACAAGAAGUUGAGACUAGUCAAUGACAGUGGGAUUUUUCCAGACAAAUGAUUCAUGGAGAGGUCCAAAUUCUCCAAGUUUUUGAGGUCGGACAGUUGCUCUGGAAUGUUGCCGGAAAAGUUGUUAUUGCUAAGGCUCAAUGUACGAAGAAGCUGCAAUUGACCAAUCUCAGUAGGUAGACAACACUAACAGCAUAAUGGAUGGUGGCAGGCAGAAGUAACAUCU
Messenger RNA from Fragaria vesca subsp. vesca, 1670 nucleotides. RefSeq lists its product as uncharacterized. The record is from RefSeq and is a predicted model, not a curated record. The transcript is spliced from 3 exons. Bases 1 to 1380 code for a protein of 459 amino acids. Lineage: Eukaryota; Viridiplantae; Streptophyta; Magnoliopsida; Rosales; Rosaceae.